This is a messenger RNA of Colletotrichum karsti, 3789 nucleotides long. RefSeq lists its product as uncharacterized. The record is from RefSeq and is a predicted model, not a curated record. The transcript is spliced from 3 exons. The coding region runs from base 1 to 3789 and encodes 1262 amino acids. NCBI's taxonomy places the organism in Eukaryota, Fungi, Ascomycota, Sordariomycetes, Glomerellales, Glomerellaceae.
AUGGAGCCUUCCCGUGGGCAUCGCGCACAUGCGCCCGAGGAUUUCGGGAUCGAGUUUGAUGAGCUUCCAGCUCUAUCCCUGAGCUUUCCCAGCCAGUCAACGCAAUACUCAAACCGUAACAGCGAAGAAGGAUCAAUAACCAAUUCUCAAGAUCCACCGGAGCGCACCAACAAAUAUGUGAGCUCUAAGGCUGAUCCGGUCCUCGAAACAUUGUUGGACAAAACUGCCUCGAGCGCUGAGGAGGGAAAUGAAGCCCCGCGAACGGCGCGUGAGCACCAAACCCCGAACUGGACGCCGAAGUGGCUUCGAACCACGACUCUGGGCCUUUUCGCCGGGCUCUUUCUUCUUUUCGCCCUUUGUCUUGCUGCAUUACUGGGAUACUCCCUCCACCGCGACGGCCUGUUCAACAUCGGUGACGGCACAACUCAGCUGUACGUGUGGAGAUUUGGCCCUACCGCUACUCUCACUUUGACGGCAAUUUUCUGGACCAGAGUCGAGUUUCAGGCUAUGCUGUAUUUGCCAUGGAUAUCACUCGGCGGCAGCAAGCCUCUCACGAAGGAAACCUUGACACUUGACUACACAACCAUGCUAUCGCCCAUGGUUCUUCGGCGGUCGUGGCGCGAGAAACACUAUUUUGUCUUCUUCACCGUCCUUGUUUCUUUUCUACUCAAGGCCCAAGUCCUGUUUGCUCCCAGCUUGUUCAGCAUUUCCAUUCAAAGGGCUGAUCAUGACGUCGACAUCAGCCUCCGCGACAUAUUUGACCUGGACAUUGACAAUGAGGGUCUGGAAGAAAGCACCGCCUACUACAUGUCGAAAGCACUUCGAAAUUUCGAUGUACGUCCGCCCUAUGGUGUCACCAACAACCUUGCCUAUCAGACAUUCACCAGAUCCGAUGGUUCACGUGGAACAGUCAACGAACCAUUGACGGCGAUUGUGGAUGGUCUCUUUACGGGCGUGGAGUGUCUGAAGCUUCAAAACCACCUUAUUGCGGACCAACAUCGCAAGGAGCCUGGCUUGAGCGGGGAAGACGUGCAACAGUUAAUAGUCAGCCUCGCCCUUCAGUUUGAAGGCUGUGAAGAUUAUAUGCGAUUCGGCGACUUGGAAAUUCUUUUUACGAAGACGAACGAUUACGACGCGACCUGGGUGCUGAACUCCAAUCUGGCGCCUGAUCGGCCUUGUUCCAACUUACCGCAGCAGAGCCCCCAGUUUGUAUACUUCGCCGGCGUCUUGCGGCAAUCGCCCGACGACAAAUUCAAGGUGGAGGUUGUGAACCAAGCCGCUGUGCUCUGUGCGUCGAAUGCAUCGAUAGCCAAGGUUCAAGUCAUCGACGAUGGGAUCGACCCGAAGGUCACGCUGCUCCCGGACCAACCUCGUACCCCGGUGGCGGCCAACUUUUGGAAAAUGAUUGCCAGCGCAGUGCCGCCAAUGUAUAACGAUGUGGACGAUGGCCAUACGAACAAAGCGCCAGUUGAGGCCCUGGCCAACGUACUCCUCGACAUGGAGCUUCCAGUGGAGAGCUAUGACAGCGAGUUGAUGCAUCAAUCCGUAUCAAAGCUCUUUGAAGCCUUGGGUCCUCUUGUCGGUCACUAUCGACUUCGUCAGCCCAUCAACGACACCAUAACCGGAUCCGCAACAAUGGCUAGACCUCGGUUACUCGUCACUCCUUGGAUUUGUGCAUCGAUGCUGACCAUUUUCUGCAUCGUGUCGUACAUAGCAGGAUUCGCGGCGUGGAGGCACUCAGGCAACGCCCAAAGGUGGGCCAAAAACCCCACGACAAUUUUGGGGACUUUACAUUAUUUCUACCAGAAUCCAGAGGUCAUGGCCCAGGUUGAAUCCCUACUCCCGCUGGAAACUCUGAUGACUUUAUGGAGUCAUAACAAAUUCACACCUUUGGUUUUGCGAUCAUGGGUGCGACUAGCGUUUCUCAUCGUCAACACGGUCGUCGUUGGAUGUCUCGUCACGCUGCUCCUGCUAUCAAACUCCAACCAUGGACUCACAGAUGUGAACGUCGAAGGGUACUCGCACUUCGUUUGGGCGUCUCUCCCAGCCUUUGUGGCCCUUGGCAUCGCUUUAUACAUCAGCUCGCUUGAUCGGAUCCUCAGAGAACUUUCCAUACUUUACAGAGCUUCUGCAAAACCCAGUGGCAUCCGGGAUCUUAACUACUCUCUCCUGGAAAUGACAGGGAUCCGAGCACUGUUCUUUUCCCUGCGCCGGCGUAUAUGGAGCACGAGUCUCUCUCAAGUGCUUGUGAUAGUCUGCAGCCUGCUGACGUCACUGGCAUCGGUUCUCUUCACAGCGACCAUGACCCCGAUGUCAAGCACUACUAAUCUCCGGCAGGACACAUCGUUCAGCCCCCGGAGAUCGAAUUUCGCUUACGGCGCGGACAAGAACUAUCUUGCAACGCAAAGAGCCGUUGCAAGUGUUUUGCUGAGCCAAGGCGACGGAAACUUGACUUUUUCGAGGAAUACGUAUGAUGACAUGAUUUUCAACGUCUAUUCAACAGAAGACGCCUUAGACGAUUCCACGGACUUGUCGGUCAGCGCCACCAUCCCAGCAACAAGGCUUGAGGGAAGGUGUUCAAGGAUUCCACGCGAUACGUACGACAUUGGAGUUGCCGAAAGCCCUAACGGCAAUCCAGCCCCUUACUUCGCCCAAUCGCUCGUCUGCAAUGGCACCGAACACCCUUCUAUCCGCGGUAGGGAAUUCAUAUAUGUGCUGAGAACGGACGAUGACCCGGCCGGCUCGACUUACUUCGCCGACGUGGUUAACCCACCUGUCGAGCUGAACCUCCUAUCGAAGCAUCACUGUAAGAAAGAGUUCAAUGAGACAGCAAUGUUCUAUCUUUACCCGGCAACGUCACGGGUCUACAAGCUCGUCUGGGGUGAGUUUUCUCAAGACGCGGGCGAGCUGAAAUUUUUCUCCGCCUGGGAAUGCGAUUACUCCUGGUACGACGUGGCGACCGAGGUCAACCUGGUAAUCGUCGAUGGCGCGCUUAGCAUCGACCCCCAAAGACCUCCCCGGCCGAACUUGGAAACUUCCAGGCCGCGCGAUGUGCCUCUGGAUGUGCCGUACACCGGAGAGGUCUACGAUCUAUUCCAGGACAACCUGUUCCCGACAAUCGUUAGAAACGGGACGAGUGAGAAAGCAACGCGAUUCGCAUCCCUAGUGCAGCCGAACGGUCCGCUGCCAAAGGAGAUUUUUGGCGACCCGGAACGGGAGAUGGAAGUGCUGGAGCACGCGAAUCACAUUUUCGCCUUUGCCGCCGCGAACAUUGCUAGCCGACACAACAGAGCGGGCAAUGGUCUGAACUCAACCGCGUUGUCUGAUGUGCCCGACCCCGAAAGUCUGCCUUCCGUGGAGGCGCGGCUCUGGCAAAACGACCGGCACCGACUCGUGCAAAGUCCAGGAGUUACGUAUGCUUUGGUGGCAAUACUAGGACUAGUCAUCUUCGUCCUUGUUUGGAGCUCGCUCUCCGACAUGGUUGCGCGGCAUCGCAGAGAGACGCACAGGUGGCUGCUGGAAAUGGAUAUCAGGGACCUGGCACCCGAAGGGUUCCGAAGCAUUGCAGCGAUGGUUGUUUUGUUACGCGACUCCAACGUUUUGGGCUUCUUUUCUCCAGAUUCUGGGGCCAUGUCAUCCAAAGAGCUUGCUGCUAGUUUAGGUGAUCUCCACUUCCGCUUGGGAUGGUUCAGAGAUGAAAAGAAGGAGGAAAUGGUAUUCACCAUAGGUAUUGAUGAUGGUGACGGGUUCAGGUUCAUGGGCGGUAAGAACGAUUUGGGGAAGGAGUAA